UCAAAAGAUGGAAAAUUGGUGAAAAUCUUUUAUGACGAUGUGCUAACUGUUCAUGAUGCAUUCCUCAGAGGCAUGAGAGUUUCCAAUAAUGGGCCAUUUUUAGGCCACAGAUGUCGCUUUACCAAACAAUACGUUUGGCAAACUUACGAAGAGAUAUUUGAGUUGUGUCAAGAUUUUGGUUCAGCUCUGAUAUACAAAGGCCUGAAGCCUGAAGAUUCCACUGUCAUUGGCAUAUACAGUCACAACUGUGUUGAGUGGAACAUAACAUCAGAAACAUGCUCUAUGUUUAGUAUGGCUCUGGUUCCUCUGUAUGACACUUUGGGACCUGAAGCCUGCCAGUAUAUCAUUAACCAAACCGAGAUGACGACAGUAGUCUGCGAAGGAUGGCUAAAAGCGAACCUGAUCCUGAACGGUUUGAAGCAGGCCGAAUCACGGACUGCCACUCCCCUGAAAAGAUUAAUAAUAAUCACUAAUAAGGAUUUUCAUAUGAGCCUGAAGGACUCUGUCAGAGUUUCAAAACACUUUUCCAGUUCCCCUGAUUUGGCUAACUUUGCAGACGCUGAUUCUCUGUCGAAGAAUGUUCUGGAGACGGCCGAGAAGUUCGGCGUCGAGAUUCCUCCAACACCCAGUACAAUAAAUCUGAUUUCAUAUACAAGUGGAACUACAGGCGAUCCAAAAGGCGUUGUCUUAACGCAUGAAGCUGUAAUUUGCAAUAUAUCUGGUCUGCUUGCUUAUGAUCAACAUCAUAAACUGUUUCCGAAGUGCGGUGAUUUUCAUCUAUCCUAUCUUCCUGCUGCCCACGGGUUCGAAAGGAUGAAUCAGAUCAUCCUGAUGAUAAAUGGGGGCCAAAUUGGCUUCAGCAGUGGGGACAUCCUCCUACUAUUGGAUGACAUUGCAGCCCUCAGGCCAACCAUCUUCAUGUGCGUGCCCCGUGUCCUCAAUAGGGUGUACGAGAAGGUCAUGUCAAAUUUAGAGAACAAACCAAUCAAGAGGUGGCUGUUCAACUUUGGCAUGCAGAGGAAGUUGAACUUGUUAAAAAGGGGCAUCAUAACGAAGAAUACAAUUUGGGAUAAACUAAUGUUUCACAAAAUUCAAACUCUAUUUGGCGGGCGUCUAGAGGUCUGCAUAUCCGGCUCGGCUCCUCUUUCAGAUGUUGUCAUGGAUUUUUGCAGAGGCACUUUUGGCUGUUUCGUAUACGAGGGCUACGGCCAGACUGAGCUGUGUGCCGCUACAAUGCUAACGCUGCCUUAUGAACAUGACACAGUUGUUGUUGGUCCGCCACUGCCUAACUGUCACAUAAAGCUGAUAGACAUUCCAGAUCUCGACUAUAAGGCCAUCAAUAACAUGGGGGAGAUUUGUAUAAAAAGUUUCUGUAGAAUGCGUGAAUACUUCAAGGAACCAAUCAAAACGAGGGAAACACUUGAUGAAGAUAGCUACAUUCAUACAGGGGAUGUUGGAAUGUGGCUACCUAAUGGCAACUUGAGGAUAAUUGACAGACGAAAGCACGUUUUCAAGCUGGCUCAAGGUGAGUAUGUGGCUCCCGAGAAAAUUGAAAACAUUUACGCCAUGAGCCCUCUCAUAUGUCAGGUCUUUGUCGACGGUAAUAGCUUGCAGUUCUGCCCGCUAGCAGUAGUCGUGCCUGAUGAAGAUGCAUUGAAGAGAUUGGCUGAGAGGGACAGCAGAACUUCUAAGACCAUCUGCCCCAUUAAGAUCUGUAAUAUGGAGCAGUUCUGCAAGAAUGAGGAGAUCAGAAAAAUGAUUCAUGCGGACAUGUUGCAGAGGGGCAAGAAAGCUGGCCUGAAGGGAUUUGAACAGGUAAAAGAUAUCCAUCUUCACCCUGAAAAGUUUUCCAUUGAGAAUGGCCUACUGACUCCGACGAUGAAGACCAAGAGGCCCAUCUUGAGGAAGAAGUUUCAAAAUAUUUUUGUUGAGAUGUACGAAAAACUCAACAGGAACGUCGUCUCGACUAAUAUUACCACCCAUCCGUUGCAGAAUUUAUAACUGCUAUUAUCAUUAGUUUAUUAUUAUUAUUGUUGUUAUUUUUGUUACAAUUGUUUUCAUUUUUAUCACUGUUGUUGUUGUUGUUGUCCUUGUUGUAAGAAUGAAGAAAGGGU
Molecule: messenger RNA, 2114 nt
Organism: Helobdella robusta
Lineage: Eukaryota; Metazoa; Annelida; Clitellata; Rhynchobdellida; Glossiphoniidae
Exons: 19
Coding region: 73-2001 (642 amino acids)
Biological process (GO): long-chain fatty acid metabolic process
Cellular component (GO): endoplasmic reticulum; membrane
Molecular function (GO): long-chain fatty acid-CoA ligase activity
Source: RefSeq, a predicted model, not a curated record